Messenger RNA from Cucurbita maxima (winter squash), 1226 nucleotides. Its product is annotated as purine permease 21-like. Gene Ontology annotation, molecular function: purine nucleoside transmembrane transporter activity. The coding region runs from base 63 to 1202 and encodes 379 amino acids. The transcript is spliced from 3 exons. Gene Ontology annotation, cellular component: membrane. The record is from RefSeq and is a predicted model, not a curated record. Lineage: Eukaryota; Viridiplantae; Streptophyta; Magnoliopsida; Cucurbitales; Cucurbitaceae.
CUCUCAUCUCUCUCCAUUCUCUCAUUUUUCUCUCUCUACAAAAUUUCUUCCAACUUUAGGGCAUGGGAGAUGUUGGGGAAUUGAAGCUUCAAUUUGGUGAAGACGAGAAAGCGAGCCCGAAAAAGCAAACGAGCUCCAUUAACCUAAGCCAACCGAGAAGAAGCCCAAGAAUCGAAGUAAAUUACAAAAGAUGGCUAAGAAUUGGUGUUUACACGGGGCUGCUCAUUGCAGGCCAAUCAGUGGGAACUAUGCUUGGGAGGCUCUACUUUGACAAAGGUGGCAAAAGCAAAUGGUUGGCAACUCUAGUUACAUUGAUAGGCUUUCCCAUUCUCCUCCCACUCUACAUGAUAAAAUCACCCAAAACCCCAUCCUCAAACAUCACCCUCCAAUCAAACCCACCCACGGCUACAAAACUUGCCUUUGUCUAUGUCUCUCUCGGUCUCCUUGUUGCCAUUGGUUGCUUUCUUUACUCCGUGGGCCUCAUGUACCUUCCUGUGUCGACCUACUCCCUCAUUUGUGCCUCACAAUUGGCCUUCAAUGCCUUCUUUUCUUACUUCCUUAACUCCCUUAUCUUCACCCCAUUCAUCCUCAAUUCUCUUGUUCUUCUCACUAUCUCCUCCUCUCUCCUCAUGUUUCAACCCGAACCCGUCUCCGACAGAGGCCCUAACCACCUUGCUUCUCGAGCUAAGUUCAUUACAGGAUUUGUUUGCACGGUGGCGGCCUCGGCCGGGUACGGGUUGAUGUUGUCAUUAACCCAACUAGCCUUCAAGAAAGUCAUAAAAAAGGAGACUUUCAAGGCAGUUAUGGACAUGAUAAUUUACCAAUCAAUUGUUUCAAGCUCAGCCAUAUUGAUAGGCUUCUUUGCAAGUGGGGAAUGGAGAAGUUUGAAGAGGGAAAUGGAUGGGUUCCAUUUGGGUAAGGCUUCGUACGUAAUGACUUUGGUUUGGACAGCCAUAAGCUGGCAGCUUUUCUCGGUUGGCUGCGUGGGCCUCAUUUUUGAGGUUUCUUCCCUCUUUUCCAACGCCAUUAGCGCUUUGGGUUUGCCCAUUGUGCCUGUUUUUGCUGUCCUUUUCUUUCAUGACAAAAUGGAUGGCAUCAAAAUUGUGUCCAUGAUUUUGGCUGUGUGGGGGUUUGUUUCUUAUGGUUAUCAGAAUUAUCUUGAUGAUUUGAACGAAUCCUCUACAGUUGAAAGAGAUUCGUGAAUGAAUAUGAUAUGGUUAGUUUAA